CACACAUCAGGCAAGAGGGGAGGUACAAUCACAUCAGGCAAGUACGAUGGCCUUGACUACUUCAACAGCUUCCAUCCCCAUCACAACUCUGCUUCCUUUCUUCUUCUUUCUUCACCACCAGGAAUCAACCUGUCCCUUCAUGUUCAACACUUCUUCAAACAUCACCUUUACACAACCAAAAUCUUUAUCAAGUCGUCACAAUGAGUGCAAUCGUUGAAGAGUCAGACACUCCACUCAACGUGCUUGUCUGUCUCUACGAUGGCAUGGACUCGAUGGAUGCCAUCGGGCCGCUGGAGGUCUUCAGCACUGCUCAGCAUGACUCCAAGAACCCAGACACCAAGGCCUUCCGCACCAUCUUCGCCGGCCCUGCUGAGCAUGUCGUCACGGCUCAAGGCGUCACCUUUAGUGCUCACGUCGAUUACGCCGAGGCCAUGAAGCGCUUGUCAGAGAUUGACGUGCUUGUGGUCCCUGGCGGCAACGCCGAAGCCAUUAUCAAGGCGAAGAGUCAGCCGAUAUCCAUCAUCAAGGCUUUCGCCGAAUUGCAACAGAAGAAUCCAGCUCGUGAGCGGUCGCUCAUGUCUGUCUGUACCGGAUCGCUCAUUCUUGGUGACUCUGGUCUCCUAGCUGGUCUCUCAGCUACCACUCACCCGGAUUACAUUACCAAGAUGGAGAUCAUCUGCUCCAACGCUGCACAGCGUGACAUGGCUGAACGCUGUGACGUUGUCGAACAGCGUUACGUGGUCAACAACCUACGUUUCGAAUUGGGUGAAGACGAGGAGAGCAACCCGCAUAUUCUGAGCCGCAAGGAAUUGAAAGAGCAGAAGCGCAGGAAGAGCUCCAUCUCUUCCCCAAUUGAAGAGCGCGGCAACGGUGCGAACAGUACCAACGGGAGUCGCCCUGUCCACGCUCGCAAGGGCAGUAUGUCACUCAAGAUGUCAAACAACCGCCGCGAUAGCAUCAUCAAGCGAGCCAGUCUCAAACUUGGUGGCCUGCGAGUCCUCACGACCAGCGGCGUGACUUCUGGCAUCGAUGGUGCCUUGUAUAUGGUCGGAGCCUUGGUCUCCGACGAUGCGGCCGAUGAGGUCGCGCGCAAAAUGUGUUAUACCUGGAAGAAGGGCAUGGUCGUCGACGGCAUUGACGUCUAGACGGGCCGAAUGCGAUCUAAAAAGUCAGGCGCUCGGCAGCCAUGGACGUGUAGAAUUAUGAUGACCGAGAAGCCACCUCGAACAAAGCGCAGAUAUCACACAGCGGAAAACCCGACUGAUGUAUGAAUGAACGAAUGAUCGAAAUGUGGAAAGUCAUGUGGUG
Molecule: messenger RNA, 1308 nt
Organism: Dissoconium aciculare CBS 342.82
Lineage: Eukaryota; Fungi; Ascomycota; Dothideomycetes; Mycosphaerellales; Dissoconiaceae
Product: class I glutamine amidotransferase-like protein
Exons: 2
Coding region: 201-1145 (314 amino acids)
Source: RefSeq, a predicted model, not a curated record